Messenger RNA from Malania oleifera, 315 nucleotides. RefSeq lists its product as uncharacterized. Bases 1 to 315 code for a protein of 104 amino acids. Lineage: Eukaryota; Viridiplantae; Streptophyta; Magnoliopsida; Santalales; Ximeniaceae. The record is from RefSeq and is a predicted model, not a curated record. The transcript has a single exon.
AUGGAGGGCAAGGUGGCGAUGGUCACCGAAGCCUCAUCAGGCCUUGGCCGUGACCUUCGUCUUGACCUUGCUAAAGUUGGUUGCGAGAUAGUGGCCGCUGCCCGCCGAGUGGACCAAAUCAAUCACAUCCCUUCUUCUCCUUCUUAUUCUUCGCCAACUGUCCGGGCCGUCGCUAUCGAGCUCGACAUCACCGCUAAUGGUCCUAACAUCGAGGCCACCGGACUGAAGGCUUGGGAAGCAUUUGGUCGUAUCGAUGCCUUGGUUAAUAAUGCCGGUGUUAGGGGCACUGUGAAGUCUCCAUUGGGAUAUAUCUGA